Molecule: messenger RNA, 2097 nt
Organism: Octodon degus (degu)
Lineage: Eukaryota; Metazoa; Chordata; Mammalia; Rodentia; Octodontidae
Gene: Slc35f2
Product: solute carrier family 35 member F2
Exons: 7
Biological process (GO): transmembrane transport
Cellular component (GO): membrane
Molecular function (GO): transmembrane transporter activity
Source: RefSeq, a predicted model, not a curated record
UCUAGGCACAUUUUGAAGACAGUUGCCCUGGGGCAGAUGUUGUCCUUGUGCAUUUGUGGUACAGCUAUCACCAGCCAGUAUUUGACAGAAAAGUAUAAUGUCAACACCCCCAUGUUCCAGAGCUUUCUCAACUAUUGCGCGCUCUUCCUGAUUUACACAGUGAUGCUAGCCUUUCGGUCAGGCAGUGAUAACCUUUUGGACAUCUUGAGGAGAAAGUGGUGGAAGUACAUCCUACUGGGACUGGCAGACGUGGAAGCUAAUUACCUGAUUGUCAGGGCGUACCAGUACACGACUCUCACCAGCGUCCAGCUUUUGGAUUGCUUUGGGAUUCCUGUGCUGAUGGCUCUCUCGUGGUUUGUUCUUCGUGCGAGAUACAGGGUAAUCCACUUCAUCGCAGUGCUUGUCUGCCUGCUGGGCGUGGGAACCAUGGUCGGCGCAGACAUAUUGGCAGGGAGGGAAGACAAUUCAGGGAGUGACGUGCUGAUCGGUGACAUCUUGGUCCUGCUCGGGGCGUCCCUCUAUGCCGUGUCUAAUGUGUGCGAAGAGUACAUUGUGAAGAAACUGAGCAGACUGGAAUUUUUAGGAAUGCUGGGCUUAUUUGGGACAAUUAUCAGUGGCAUACAGCUAUUGAUUGUGGAGUACAAGGAUAUGGCCAGCAUUCAUUGGAACUGGAAAAUUGCCCUGCUGUUCGUGGCGUUUGCCCUCUGUAUGUUUUGCCUGUAUAGCUUCAUGCCACUGGUGAUCAAAGUCACUAGCGCAACCUCUGUCAACCUGGGCAUCCUGACAGCUGACCUCUACAGCCUUUUCUUUGGACUCUUUCUGUUUGGCUAUAAGUUCUCAGUUCUUUACAUCGUGGCCUUCACAGUCAUCAUGCUGGGGUUUGUCCUGUACUGCUCCACCCCGACGCGCACGGCGGAGCCAGCGGAGAGCAGCGGCGUGCCCCAGGUUACCAGCAUUGGCAUCGACAACCUGGGCCUGAAGCUGGAGGAGAGCGGGCUCCCUGAGACCCAGUCUGCAGCGCUGUAGCCAGAGGAGCUGCGCCUGGUGGAGGCUGAGGGGUGGGCUUGGGGAGAUGCUGGCGUGGGACACACCCCGGGUGAGGUCUCGGAGAGCAGUGCUGAGCAACCUGCCUGGAGCAGAAACAGCAAAGCAGCACCUGGGGCCAGGAUCAUGGUUCCUCAGCGUGGAGGGGGCUCCCCACUGGGGCAUCAGAGGGAUGCAGGAAAAAGCGGAUGAGGAGAUGGGGAGAUACCCAGCCUCGGGCAGGGGCUGAAAGCAGGCUUCCCCGGGGAUGCUGGGGGUUGUGUGGACAUUCCCACUGUGGCGAACUUUUGGGUUUUUGUUCCACCAGGGCAGUCAUUGCCCGCAGGUCUCUGGUAACAGUGAAAUGUGAUCACUGCAUACAGAAGGAAAAAUUGGGGGAUGACGGGAGCGAGAGGUCUUGGGGUGUAAGAGUGGCAACUGGAAAUACUGAAUGAGUGGUGUUGCUUCGGAGCUCUCUCCCAGCGGUUUUCUUUUUCCCAUCCUACCUCUCCUCUUUUUAAAAGUAGAUCUCCUCCAACACCCCCCGCCCCUAUCCAGCCAGUCAUUCCAGAUAUAGAGCAAAUGCUGCCCACAAAGUCUGUGACCUGGACUCCUCCCACUUUCAGCCCCACACUAGGUUCCCCCAAGAUUUUCUCCGACCUGGGUAAAUGUGUGGGUGCCUCCCUUCUCAGAAGUUCUCAUGACUUCCGGGUUCUUUUCCUGUUGAUUUCAUUUUAUUAAUUUUCAGCUCAGAAAACUUCAGUCUUAUUACACAUUAUCACAUUACAGAGAAAGCCUUGUUCUAGAACUGGUAGAAAGAAACAGAAACCCCAAAUUAAUUAUUUCUCGGAGAAGAGUUGCCCCAGAGCACUAGAAGGCCCCAGCUGUUAAAAAGACAGGACGCUGCUUCUUAGCACAUGUCUGCGAUGCCACAGGAUUUCUCCAACACAAAGCAUUCAUAUGUAGCAUCAGUGUAGUACUAACCACAGUAUGCCAUUCUGGGACACUCAACUUUGUAAAUUUUUUGUAGUAAUAAAUUGUAUGGGUUCAUAUGAUUAAAAGACUUUGCAUUUA